Molecule: messenger RNA, 802 nt
Organism: Arabidopsis lyrata subsp. lyrata
Lineage: Eukaryota; Viridiplantae; Streptophyta; Magnoliopsida; Brassicales; Brassicaceae
Product: glycine-rich RNA-binding protein 8
Exons: 2
Coding region: 103-597 (164 amino acids)
Molecular function (GO): mRNA binding
Source: RefSeq, a predicted model, not a curated record
UAGUGGUUAUUACGUCACACCUCUUCUAUAAAUUAAGGCUGCGUCUUAUCAUCCCAAAUCAUACAAGUCUCUCUCUCUCAAAUUUCGAAACCCUAAAAAAAAAUGUCAGAAGUUGAGUACCGGUGCUUUGUCGGCGGCCUUGCCUGGGCCACCCAAGAUCAUGAUCUAGAAAGGACCUUCUCACAAUUCGGCGACGUUCUCGAUUCUAAGAUCAUUAACGAUCGCGAGACCGGAAGGUCAAGGGGAUUUGGAUUCGUCACUUUCAAGGACGAGAAAGCCAUGAGGGAUGCGAUUGAGGAGAUGAACGGAAAAGAGCUCGAUGGACGUACCAUCACCGUGAACGAGGCUCAGUCAAGAGGUAGCGGCGGUGGAGGAGGCCGUGGAGGCGGAGGCGGUGGUUACCGCAGCGGAGGCGGUGGCGGAUACGGAGGAGGAGGUGGUGGUUACGAGAGACGUAGUGGAGGUUACGGAUCUGGUGGAGGCGGUGGUGGCCGAGGAGGAGGAGGAUACGGUGGUGGUAGUGGUCGCCGUGAGGGAGGUGGCUACGGAGGAGGUGACGGUGGAAGUUACGGAGGAAGCGGUGGAGGUGGCUGGUAAUCAAAGAUGGUGUGGCUUUCGUGCCGCUCUGUUUUUGGUUUAGAUUUGGUUUUGUGUCACCGUUUGUCUCUGGUUUGGUUAUCGUUCGUUUGGUUUACUUUUUUGAUGAAACAUAUCGUUUAAAGUCUUCUUUGUCUGGAACGAAAUGUUAAUUCGCGUGUUGUUCACUAAAUUAUAAGGUUUCCUCUUAACCAGAUUUGAGAUU